Molecule: messenger RNA, 2016 nt
Organism: Uloborus diversus
Lineage: Eukaryota; Metazoa; Arthropoda; Arachnida; Araneae; Uloboridae
Product: dachshund homolog 1-like
Exons: 10
Coding region: 1-2016 (671 amino acids)
Source: RefSeq, a predicted model, not a curated record
AUGGACAUCGGCCCCGGAAUCCCGUCGCCCUCGGCCGGAAUGACGUCACCGCGGUCACUCCAGACGCCCCCCAACCUGGACAAUAUGAGUCUGGAGACGGGUGGCGGAAGCACCCAGAGCGCCGCCGCCAACGCCAGUGCCAACAAUCCCCCCUCCUCGGGGCUGCUGAGCCCCAAGCAGCAGCACGGAAUGCCCCAAAUGGGGUCGCCGGGUUCCUCCCUGGGGCGCAGCUCCUCCGUCAGCCCUCCGGGGCCGCCCCUGUCCCUCGUCACCAGCAACAACAGCAAGAGUCACUACUCCUCGUCGAACGGACAGCCCUCGUGUCUUCCCCGGUCCCAGGGCAUGUUGUCGAUGGGGGCCACACUGGCCCACUCGGCCGCCCCCCUCGGGUACCAUCGCUCCCUCCACCCCUCCAGCAGCCCGCCCGGUAUGGCGGCCGACAUGACGACCAACGACUGUCGCCUCAUCGAGUACAGGGGCGCAAAGAUAGCCGCCUUCUUGGUGCACGGGGACUACCUGCUGUGUCUACCCCAGGCCUUCGAACUAUUCCUGAAGCACCUGGUGGGGGGCUUGCACACUGUCUACACCAAGCUCAAGCGCCUAGACAUCACCCCCAUCGUCUGCAACGUCGAGCAGGUCCGCAUCCUGCGCGGACUAGGGGCUAUCCAGCCAGGGGUCAACCGAUGUAAGCUGCUAUCCUGCAAGGACUUUGACGCUUUGUACAAAGAUUGCACGACAGCCAGGAGGUGCUUCAGCGCUGGCAGGGACCUUCCGCACCACGAGCUGGCCGCCACGUCCUCACUCUACGGACCCAUCGAUAGUUCUCGUCCUGGUCGACCUCCGAAACGUGUAUCCAUGGUGCCAAUGGCAACCGGUGUCACGACGACGGGCCUGGUGAAGAAAUCUCGGAUGGAUGGUGAUUAUCACACCUAUGAGAAUGGACACAUCACUAGUGAUCGUUUGGACAAACAUCUCUUGUCGAACGGAUACGGCAGCAGCGUCGGACAUCACUCCAGCGGUGCCACCAGCCACCUCUCCCCCCUGCCAUUCAUGACGCUCAACUCCUCGCACCACAGUGGCGUCAUCACCGGUGUCUCCCUGGCGACCACAGCCACAUCACACGCCUCGUCGAGAGGGGACGUGGGAAGGGACAGGCAAAUGAGCAGCGAAAACCUCGUAUCUACAAGAUUAAGGGAUGAUCGCUUAGAACCAUCUGAUGUUAAAGACCGAAUAUAUUAUGAAGUCUCCCGACAGAAAGACAGUUAUGUUAACGGCACGGGAGUCGGCAGCGGUCACAGUCCUGUUCUCAACCUCUCCCAGAAUAGUAGCAGGGGCGGCGGAGGAGGGGGCGGCCUCCAUGCAGCAGAAAACAGCGGCAGCGAGGGCGCCUACAACGAUGGGGCGGACGAUGACUACAGCGACGAUGACGACGACGACAGAGAUCAAGACUUUAGUGACCAUCCGGACGUGAGCAGCACGGCAAAUGGGGGCGAGCGCCUCCCUGUGGCCACCACACAGAUUUUCCCCUUCGGCCACCUGACGAGUGGACACGAUGGAGGAGGACAGAUCUCUCCAACAGGUGGACAGGUGGUAUCCUCCAUCGAAACCUUACUCCGAAAUAUUCAGGGUUUGCUGAAGGUAGCUGCUGAUAAUGCGCGGCAACAAGAAAGGCAGAUCAGUAUUGAAAAAACGGAGUUAAAAAUGGAGGUACUCCGGGAAAGAGAAUUAAGAGAAACACUCGAGAAGCAGCUUCUAGAAGAGCAAAGAACAAGAAUUCUGUAUCAGAAACGACUGAAGAAGGAAAAGAGGUCGCGGCGCCGCUUCCAGGAGCAGCUUGAGGCGGAGGUCAAGAAGCGAGCACAGUACGAAGAAGCGCUCAGAAACACCUCUGCAGACACAAUUCGCAUGCUCAACGACACCCUCACUCAGGAAUACGAGCGGGAGAGGAGCUCGAUAACGGACAAUGACAACAACCCACACGGUAAGCAGCACACACUGAACGGAGGAAAAGAGUGA